Molecule: messenger RNA, 1213 nt
Organism: Pyrus x bretschneideri (Chinese white pear)
Lineage: Eukaryota; Viridiplantae; Streptophyta; Magnoliopsida; Rosales; Rosaceae
Product: peptidyl-prolyl cis-trans isomerase FKBP19, chloroplastic
Exons: 9
Coding region: 134-919 (261 amino acids)
Cellular component (GO): chloroplast; thylakoid
Molecular function (GO): peptidyl-prolyl cis-trans isomerase activity
Source: RefSeq, a predicted model, not a curated record
AAUAGAAGAAUAGAGGGGUUGAGCCAGACAAGUUGAGGCCGUUAUCUUGCCGCGAAACGCAUUCCCUGGUUCCCCAGUCACCACAUCACAGGCCCACCCUUUUCUCUCCUAGUCAAGUAGCACCACACCUACAAUGUCUUCAAUCUCAGCCGUCCGGUCUCCACCGCGGCCUUCGUCCUCACCCGUCGGAAAAUCUUCAACCCCGAUACGUCGUUUCGUGCUAACCUUCCCUUCUAUGCGCCAGAGACGCCGCGGACCCCAAUCUCUUCUUCUUCCUGAAGCGGAGAAGUUUUCUGAUUCAGGUGCAGGCGGUGGAAGCAUUCUUAUCGAGCGAAGAAGUGUUGUGUUUUCAUCGAUUGGCAUGGUGGCUGCAGCUUUCUGUAAUGCUUCAAAGGACGUAAUUGCCCUCGCGUCUCAGUUUACUGACAUGCCAGCACUUAGGGGGAAGGACUAUGGCAAGUCGAAAAUGAGUUAUCCGGACUAUACGGAAACUGAAUCAGGUCUUCAGUACAAGGACUUGCGAGUAGGAGAUGGCCCCAAACCGAAGGUGGGAGAGACCGUUGUGGUUGAUUGGGAUGGAUACACCAUAGGAUAUUAUGGACGUAUCUUUGAAGCUCGAAAUAAAACAAAGGGCGGUUCAUUUGAGGGUGAUGACAAGGCCUUUUUCAAAUUCAGGGUAGGAUCUCAAGAGGUAAUACCAGCUUUUGAGGAAGCCAUUACAGGCAUGGCUCUUGGAGGCAUUAGAAGGAUCAUAGUGCCCCCGGAAUUGGGAUAUCCAGACAAUGACUACAACAAGAGUGGCCCAAGGCCGACAACAUUUUCGGGCCAACGAGCUUUGGAUUUCGUGCUGAGGAACCAAGGGCUGAUAGACAAAACUCUUCUGUUCGAUAUUGAGCUCAUCAAGAUCAUACCAAACUGAUCUCCUUUCAAAUUCAACGUUUCUCACAGGAAAUCGAUUAGCUGUUAAAACAAAUACGGCUUAUUUAUCGUAGAGUUUCUUACUCCGGAUGUCAGAAAUAUCGAUUAGCUGAGAAAGUCGACAGAUUACCCUAAAUACCAUCAAAUUUGAGGUAGAAACUUUAUUUCUGCGAAGUAGAAGAGUUCACAAUUAUUUGAUAAGCUUUUUGUAAAAUUAACUUUUCAUGCAGUAUAUCUGUAUAGUGAAGGAUUACAUUGUAUAAUUUAAGCUGGAUUUGUGCAUUAAUUUCUUGUA